AUGGCCCCUUAUGACCGUUUUCGCCCUCCGCCAUUUUCCUGUUGUUUCCUCCAUCUCUUCUAUUUAUGUUUUUGGAACAUCGGUUUUGAUUGUUUGGAUAGACUGUUUCUGUUUUUCUGUGUUGAGACGAUCGGUAUUGUUCGAGUCCAUUCCCCGUCGUCCUUCCUUAUCUCGCCCACGCCUCAUCAUAUCCGACAUAAGUGUAACAAUGCCUCCCCCGUUAUUAUACUAUGUGGAUUAUGCAGCCGCUGCUAUCCUCCCUCAACAUUGCGAGCCGUCCUCGUCUUUCCUCGCCGUCGUUUCCUCCUACCUCCACAUAUGCAUCCCGACACCUCUCGCCCUUGUCUCCUCCGUCCUUGGAACAUGCAGCAUUGUCUCGUGGCUCUUCGCCCAACUCCCUCAGAUAUACAAGAACUACCAAAUAAAAUCGACAUCAGGGUUAUCGAUAUACUUCCUAAUCGAAUGGUGUCUGGGUGAUGCGAGCAAUCUCGUGGGCGCGCUGCUCACACGACAAGCCGGUUGGCAGGUCGUGGUUGCGGGUUACUAUGUCCUGGUCGAUCUUACCCUUGUUUUCCAGUUCUUCUGGUAUACAUACCAUCACCACCAACAGGUUCUAUACGAGAGUGUAGCCUAUCCUCGCCACGACGGCGGUGCAGGAGGCGCUUUGGAUGGAACUUCGGUGUUUGAGGAUAAUUCGGUCCGUCAUUCGGUGGCCCGGGAGGCUAGUACGAAGAGGUCAGAUACCAAGGGUGCAAACUACUCUGUUGAGGGGGUAUCUCCCUCUUCUUCAUCGAACGACCACCAAACUUCAUCCUAUUCCAAUGAGAAACGCCGUCUCGUUAAAGCGGGAAACGGAUCUCCUCCUGGUUUCGUAUCUCCCCGUACCCUCCUCAUGACCUCAAUGCUCUGUGCAGUCGUCGCAAACGCCUCUCCCACCGAAACCACCCCCGAAAUACCAGUUACUCAUAAAGACUCCCUGGAAAUCAUCGGCCAGGUGAUCUCCUGGAUGUCCACCCUCCUCUACCUCGGCUCCCGCCCUCCGCAACUCUACAAGAACUACUGCCGCAAGAGCACCGCCGGACUCUCCCCUCUGCUCUUCAUGGCCGCCUUUGGCGGUAACCUCUUCUACUCCGCAUCCCUCCUAACAAACCCUUACGCCUGGAAUGAUUUCCCUGCCUACGGAGGCGGCGGCUGGGCCGAUGCGGAUGGAAGCAACCGCCUUGACUGGAUCAGCCGCUCGACACCGUUCUUCCUUGGUGCUUUUGGUGUACUCUUUUUCGACGGUUUCAUGGGAGUCCAGUUUCUCAUGUAUGGAUCCAAAGAUGAUGAAUCAGUGGUGGUAGUUGACGGUGAAGAAGACGACGACCCGAAGGACGGCCGUAGUGCUCGCUGGACUCGAGUCCGGGGCUGGAUGAGAGGCUGGAUUCCCUCUAUUUCUCCGGUCCGUCGACAGCAACAGCACGCUCAGGAGAGUCGGGCUUUGUUGGGUGAGGAGUCGGAGAGGUAUGGCGCUGUCUAGAUCUCUUUUUGACGAUUCAAUGAUCUCUUUCCGUUUUGUUUCUGCUUUGCUUUUUUCUUGAAUUAUUCUCAGCAUAACCUAUGACAUGCAUAACGUGGUACCUAUAUUUAUUUUUUUGCCCUUUCUGUUUUGGUUUUUGUUCUGUUCUGUUGUUAUAGUCCUUAUCGUUGGAAAUCUGGACAUGGGAUUUGGUUUGGGAUAGAUAGACAUACUCAUACUGCAUACCUUUCUCUAUUGGCGUUCUUGUGUUACUACUUACUACCAUCACACUACCCAGCAUCUGCGAAUACAUCAAUCAAUCAGCUUAACACCUCUCCAUUUUCAAGUCAAU
Molecule: messenger RNA, 1850 nt
Organism: Aspergillus glaucus CBS 516.65
Lineage: Eukaryota; Fungi; Ascomycota; Eurotiomycetes; Eurotiales; Aspergillaceae
Product: PQ-loop repeat-containing protein
Exons: 1
Coding region: 209-1519 (436 amino acids)
Source: RefSeq, a predicted model, not a curated record